Molecule: messenger RNA, 898 nt
Organism: Branchiostoma belcheri (Belcher's lancelet)
Lineage: Eukaryota; Metazoa; Chordata; Leptocardii; Amphioxiformes; Branchiostomatidae
Product: phosphatidylethanolamine-binding protein homolog F40A3.3-like
Exons: 6
Coding region: 78-629 (183 amino acids)
Source: RefSeq, a predicted model, not a curated record
CUCCAACUCUGCAUCCUCGUCAGGCUCAGCCACAGGUUGCACCAAGUUCUUGUUUGCACAUACAGAGCUUCAUAACAAUGGCUGCUGAAGCAUUUAAGAAACAUGAGGUGGUUCCAGAUGUGAUUGACAAGGCCCCAGCAAAUGUGUUGGAGCUUCGCUAUGGUGCUGUGAAAAUUGAGCAGGGCAACGUGGUCACCCCAACACAGGUGAAGGAUCGACCAACUGUGUUGAACUGGCCCGCUGAAGAGGGUGCACUUUACACACUCAUUAAAACUGACCCAGAUGCCCCGAGCAGGGCUGAGCCAAAGUUCCGUGAGUGGCACCACUGGGUGGUGGUGAACAUCCCCGGGACUGACUGGAGUAAAGGGGAGGUGUUGUCGGACUUUGUCGGCGCUGGACCCCCGCCAAAAACCGGGCUUCACCGGUACGUGUUCCUGGUGUACAAACAGCCGGGGAAACUGGAGUGUGACGAAGAAAGGUUGCCCAAUACUUCGGGCAAAAACAGGGGCGGGUGGAGUGCACGGAAGUUUGUGCAGAAGUACAACCUGGGGGACCCUGUGGCCGGGAACCUGUUCCAGGCAGAGUAUGACGACUACUGCCCGCUCCUCUACAAACAACUGGGAAUGUAGUUACUGCAGGAUUGACAAUUACCGCUUCAUCAUUCUUUGAUUUGGUAUUCAUUUGAUUUGGUAUUCAUUUGAUUUGGUAUUCAUUUGAUUUGGUAUUCAUUUGAUUUGGUAUUCAUUUGAUGAUUCAAUUCCAGAAUCCCUUACUUUUCAACACACAUAUAAAUAUAUAAUAAUAAGUGUUGGAGUGUUGGAUCAAAUCCAAUGUAGCAAAAUUCCCUAGAAUUGCAAACGGUUGUAAAAUAAAACUUUCAGUUUGCAUGUGUUUUCAA